Molecule: messenger RNA, 1507 nt
Organism: Boleophthalmus pectinirostris (great blue-spotted mudskipper)
Lineage: Eukaryota; Metazoa; Chordata; Actinopteri; Gobiiformes; Gobiidae
Gene: prdm12b
Product: PR domain containing 12b
Exons: 5
Coding region: 1-1116 (371 amino acids)
Biological process (GO): neurogenesis
Cellular component (GO): nucleus
Molecular function (GO): histone methyltransferase binding
Source: RefSeq, a predicted model, not a curated record
AUGGGCUCCGUGUUACCCGCAGACCCGUUGGCUAUGAAGUCUGGAUUUAAGUGUCCCAGCCGUUCGCUGUCAGAUGUGAUCACGUCGGACAUCCUCCACAGUUUCCUCUACGGCAGGUGGAGGAACGUACUAGGAGAGCACCUGGGAGAGGAGCGCAACAGCGGCUGCAGCAACAGCCCCAAAACCGCCUUCACUGCAGAGGUGCUCGCGCAGUCCUUCGCUGGAGAGGUGCAAAAGUUGUCCAGUCUGGUGUUGCCCAGUGAGGUGAUCAUAGCUCAGAGCUCCAUCCCUGGAGAAGGCCUUGGCAUUUUCUCAAAGACAUGGAUCAAAGCUGGCACUGAGAUGGGACCUUUCACUGGCAGAGUGCUGUCCCCUGAACACGUGGACCUGCUUAAAAACAACAAUCUCAUGUGGGAGGUGUUUAACGAUGAUGGAACAGUGCGAUACUUUAUAGAUGCCAGUCAGGAGGACCAGCGCAGCUGGAUGACUUACAUUAAGUGCGCCCGCAAUGAGCAGGAGCAAAACUUGGAGGUGGUGCAGAUUGGCAGCAGCAUUUUCUAUAAAGCAGUAGAGACAAUCCCUCCAGACCAAGAGCUUCUUGUAUGGUAUGGAAAUACCCAUAACACAUUCCUAGGGAUCCCAGGUGUACCUGGAACAGAAGAAGAACAGCAGAAGAAAAGCAGAAAUGAUGACCACCCUUGUGACGGUUCUUCCUCCUGUUCUCCUGUAUCCACAUCCACUGCUGGUCGUAUGCGCUGUGUCAUUUGCCACCGUGGGUUUAACUCGCGUAGUAACCUUCGCUCUCAUAUGCGCAUCCACACUCUGGACAAGCCCUUUGUGUGUCGCUUCUGUAACCGCCGCUUCAGCCAGUCAUCCACUCUCCGUAACCAUGUCCGCCUGCACACUGGGGAGAGGCCCUACAAGUGUCAUGUGUGCCAAAGUGCCUACUCACAGCUGGCAGGCCUCAGGGCUCAUCAGAAGAGUGCCCGCCACAAGCCAGCAGCUUCAGGCACUGAUGGCUCUUCACAAGGGUCCCCCCCUCCUCCUCAGAUAACCCCCAUACCCCACCAACACCAGAUGCCUCUUGUGCACCACAUCCCCACCAUGGUGUUAUGAUAACAUAAGGACAAUUGACAAACUGGAAAAUGUUGCACUUUAGAUCAGUGGAGAAUUUGGGAUCUGUUGCUUUAAGAUGAAUGAUCAUGUGAUCACAUGUCAAUCAGAAUUGUUUUCUCAUCUGUUAGUUGUUAUCAUUAUCAACUUACUACAGAUGUAUUUGUUUAUGUCUAAGCCCUGCUGACUCAGGUGAACAGAGCUGUCAGACACUGACAGUGAGUUGUACCUCACCGAUCUGCCUGAGAUGUGUAGAGCACUGUACACUGAAAUGGCCACUUUAAUCUUGUACAGAUAGUAUACUACCCACAAGUAUGUAUUCCCAAAGUUAUAUACAAGUGAAUGUAAAUACAUUUGUGCUUUCUUUUGUUAUUAAUAAACAAAAUGCAUAGAA